AUGAAUUUAAAUAAAACAUUAUUUAAAAGAGUUUAUGCAUUAUGUUUUUCACUCUUAAUGAUAAUAGUUUCAUAUAAUAAUUUUUAUAAUAAUUUCCUUGGUAAUCCAGGUGUUUAUUUCUAUCAUAAAGAUAUUGAAAGAGCAACUUAUGGGAACUAUUAUAAUAAUGACGCAAAAUAUCAUAACAAUUCCAAUAAAUUUAAUGUGGAUAAUGAUGAUCCAUACAAACAUACAAAUAUUGAAGGUGAAGGAGUUAUAACUCGAGAUGCUAUUAAAGAAUUAAACAUUUCAAAUGAUCAAUAUUUUUAUUUUAAAUAUAUUGGAAGAGUUGAUACGAGAAAAUUAGAUCGUGAUACAAUUAUUAGAUGUAAAGGAUUAGAUGAUAAAUUUUACUACAUAGUAAGGAAACCAUAUUACCCAAACCAAAAACUUGAUAUGGAGAUAUGGAGUGAUUAUAUCGUUGAUUUUGAAGCACCAAAAAAGAAGCUAUCAUCUAGAAAUGUGCCAAGAACAUUGAUAUCGAUGGAACCUCAACCCAAUAGAACUUGUGAAUUUGAUAAGGACUGUUUUGAAUUUUUCAAUUUUAAAGUUUCAUUCGAAUCUCAAUCUGAUAUAAGAAUGGGAUUUGAUACACCAUCAUCAAGUGCAUACAAAUUGUAUAAUAAAUUAACAAUUGAUGAAAUUGCUAAAAUUCAAACUCAAUUCAAAUUGGAAUAUCAAGUAAUGAAACACAACAAUACUUUACAACCUCACCAGAAAUCGAUACCAUUGGCCAAUUGGUUUUGUACAAAUUGUAAUUCUCAUUCGAAUCGUAAUGAAUAUGUUCAGGAAUUAAUGAAAUUCAUUGUGGUGGAUUCUUUUGGUAAAUGUUUGAAAAACAUGCCAACUUCUAAUUUCCUAAGUAGAGGUUCUGGUGACCCAUUCGAAAGAAAGAGACUAUUUAUAACUAGAUAUAAAUUUACAAUUGUUUUUGAAAAUUCAAUUUGUAAAGAUUAUGUAUCUGAAAAGGUAUUGGAUGCAUUAAUUGCUGGAUCCGUACCAAUAUUUAUGGGUCAUCCAAGUACUAUCAAAUAUUUACCACUCAAUUCUUAUAUAUUUGUUGGUGAUUUUAAAAAUGCUGAACAUUUAGCAAAUCAUUUGAAAUUUUUAAGUGAAAAUGAUAAUGAAUAUUUUAAACUUCAUACAUGGAGAACAAAUCAAACUGUAAUCGAUCAAUGGAAAGGUGUAAAUAAUUAUCCAAAUAAACCUGGUUUUAGAUUCCGUGAAGUUCAAUGUCCAAUUCUAAGACAUUAUCAACGUUUAAAAACUGGUAAAAUACCAUUAAAAAAAUUAAAAUAUAAACCAAUGAAUCAAGUUUGUUUACCUUCAAACUAUUAUAAAAUUAAAUAA
Molecule: messenger RNA, 1389 nt
Organism: Dictyostelium discoideum AX4
Lineage: Eukaryota; Evosea; Eumycetozoa; Dictyosteliales; Dictyosteliaceae
Gene: fut5
Exons: 1
Coding region: 1-1389 (462 amino acids)
Biological process (GO): glycoprotein biosynthetic process
Cellular component (GO): Golgi apparatus; Golgi cisterna membrane; membrane
Molecular function (GO): fucosyltransferase activity; glycosyltransferase activity
Source: RefSeq, a predicted model, not a curated record